UUUUUUUUGGGGUUUCAGAAAGAAGUAUCCCGUUUGCGUGGUCUAGUUGGUGGAGGAGAAAUUCAGGAUAAUGACAUUUUAGUUGUCAACUUCCCAGGUUCUCCUGGAUCCUUCAAGUGGGAGGGUGUGCAAGGAUCAUUCACUCCAUUAACCUCUGUUAAAAGGAUAUCUCAGAAAAAAGACUAUGACAUUGCCCUUGUUGGGGCCUUUAGAAGGGAAAAGGACAAAGAGAUGGAAUUACAGGCACUAAGAGAUGAAAUUCAAGCGUCCAUGAAGCUGGUGAGACAAAGAGAAGAUGACAUACAAAGUUUGAAGAUGAGACUACGUUUUCGAGAAGCUGGAAUAAAAAGAUUACAAACAGUUGCUUCUGAGAAGAUCUCAGCUGAGACACACUUGCUAAAAGAAAAAGAGGAGCACUUGAAGGAAAUUGAGGUCUUGCGGGCCCAGGUGGAUCGGAAUAAUGAAGCAACUACAUUUGCUAUGGAAAAUUUGCAGCUAAAAGAAGAAAUUAGAAGGUUAAAGUCAUUUUGUAUGGAAGGUGAACGAGAACGGAUGAGUGAACAAAUCAUGGUAUUGGAAAAUAAGGUAUGA
Molecule: messenger RNA, 591 nt
Organism: Glycine soja
Lineage: Eukaryota; Viridiplantae; Streptophyta; Magnoliopsida; Fabales; Fabaceae
Product: kinesin-like protein KIN-12E
Exons: 4
Coding region: 232-591 (119 amino acids)
Source: RefSeq, a predicted model, not a curated record